Messenger RNA from Melampsora larici-populina 98AG31, 3462 nucleotides. RefSeq names its product zinc metalloprotease. NCBI's taxonomy places the organism in Eukaryota, Fungi, Basidiomycota, Pucciniomycetes, Pucciniales, Melampsoraceae. The record is from RefSeq and is a predicted model, not a curated record. Bases 1 to 3462 code for a protein of 1153 amino acids. Gene Ontology annotation, molecular function: metal ion binding. The transcript has 20 exons.
AUGUUUACGAUGCUUCUCAUGGUCAUCAAAAAUAUGUCAGUCGUGGGGCUCCCAACUCUCCCGAAAGGUAUCAAUACCGGACAAGGAGUAGCAGAACAUCUCAUUGAAGACAUGAAUGGAGCCAACGAAGGAACGCACCGCGACGUUGUUCCUCAUAUGCAAAAGCAAGAUCGCCAUCAGGACCUUCAAUUCGACUCACAGGCAAGAGAGAAUGAAAAGGUACCAAAUCACAAAGAUGAAUCUUCUUCAUCUGCUCACGAAGAUAAAGAUACCUUGCCUUCAGAAGAAAUCACAGCUAGCUCCGUAAAGAAAGAAGAGGAUGUUGAAAUUCCUGAUACCGUAGGAAAUUUUGACAGGGUCAUCGAACCGUUCAAAAUGGAUUCUGCUCCUAUCAAGGUCGCAAAAUGGAAAAGCCGUGAAACCGGAUUGAGUGUAGUCUGGGCUGACAUUGACGGUCCAAUUGUCAAUGGCUAUUUGACCGUUGCUACGGAGAUCUUCAAUGAUUCCGGGGUUCCCCAUACCCUUGAGCAUCUCAUAUUUAUGGGAUCAGAAAAAUAUCCCUACAAAGGAAUUCUUGCCAGUCUAGCCAACAGGUCUUUUGCUACGGGAAUAAAUGCAUGGACUGAAACUACUCACACAGCCUACACAGUUAAAACUGCUGGAUCAGAGGGGUUUUUUAAGUUAUUACCCAGUAUGCAGUUUCAUCCCAUCUAUAAAUUCAGAACAGCAAACUCAAUGAAGAACUUGUCCCUUUCAACUGAGCAGUCUACAUCGACCACAAUCCCUUCUUCAGCAUUCACAACUGAGGUGUACCACAUCAAUGGAGAGGGUGAAGAUGCUGGAGUGGUUUACUCUGAGAUGCAAGGACGUGAGAAUAGUAGCACCGACUUGAUGAGUCUUCGUUCUCUUCGCGAGAUCUACCCGCCUACAAGUGCAUAUCAGAGUGAGACUAGUGGUAAGAUGGCCGCAUUGCGAACACUGACAGUUGAACAAAUUCGCAAAUAUCACAGCGAUUAUUAUCAUCCGCACAACUUACAACUGCUCGUCACUGGGAAAGUUGACCCCACAACGCUUUUGAGUGUCUUACAAGAAGAAGUGGAGCCGUCCCUAAUCAAACACGGACAAGACAAGUUUCCUGCGGAAUGGAAGCGGCCGUUCUUGGAGACCGCUAGUAAGGGUGGGGCAGUUUUGACGAAAGACAAGGUAGUGGAGGUACCAUUUCCUGAGAAAGAUGAGAGUACGGGGCAAGUCCAAAUCAGCUGGGUGGGACCAAGCAUAAAUGACUACUUGCUCCAAGAUGCUUUAAAGAUUUUGGAAACUUAUCUCACUAAGACGGCCAUAUCUCCCCUGGCAAAAAAGUUCAUUGAUAUUGAGGACCCGCUCUGCACUGGUAUAACUUUUUAUCCAACCGAAGGUGAAAAAACAGUGAUUUCGGCCUGCAUCUCAAGUGUUCCUGCUGAACAUUUAUCAGACUUUGGUAAAAUGUUCAAAGAUGCACUUGCUCAUGAAGCCGAGAAUCUUGAUAUGCAACGUAUGCGGAUGACUAUUGAGUGUGAUGCUCUAGAAAUUGCCAAUCAACUUGAAGCAAAUGCGCAUAGUAUACUUUCGUCAGCUAUCAUCUCCAACUUCCUGUAUGGGUCAGGUGAACAACUCGUGGCCGAUCUUUCCACAGUACUUGAACGUUACAAGACUUUAGCCAGCUGGUCUAGGGAGCAGUGGUCUUCCAUGUUCAAAAAAUGGCUUGUGGAGAGUCCUAGUGUCACUGUGAUUGGAAAACCUUCAGGAAAGCUUGCAGACCAGUUAGUCGCCGAUAACAAAGCCAGAAUUGAAGAAACCAAAAAGAAGUAUGGGCCUGAGGGUCUGAAACAGCUGCAAGCAAAAUUGGAAGCCGCUCAAAAAACAAACGAUACUCCUCAUCCUCAAACAAUUCUGUCCAACUAUCCCAUUCCCAAGAUGGAAAGUAUCAAAUGGAUUGAAGUUGAGUCUGCCCGUGCUGAUGGAUCCUUGAAGGGUGACCUGCAGGCUCAGAUAGACAAGAAAGAUUCCACAAUCUUACCGUACUUCAUCCAAUUUGACCAUAUUGAUUCCAACUUCCUUAGAAUCUCUGUCCACUUGUCCCCUACCGACUUGCCAGCUGACCUCGUCAAGUAUCUCUACAUCUGGCUUGCUUUGUUUUUCUCCUUGCCGGUCAAGAGAUCCGAUGGCACCUUGCUUCCAUUUGAUCAAGUUGUCAAGGAGCUCACCAAGGAAACCAUUGAGUAUAAGACACACAUGGGAAGCUCAAUUAGUCAGACUUCAGAAAUCUGUUUCAAGAUUGAGAAAAGCAAAUACCCAACGAUGAUAGGCUGGCUGAAGGAUCUCCUCUGGGGAAGCCAAUUUGAUAUAGACCGUCUUCGGAUCAUUGUUGCCAAUAAUUUACAACACAUUCCAUCAAUGAAAAGAAGCGGAGCGGGUGUCUGUGCCGCAUUAUUCCAAGAACUUCUGUAUUCACCUUACACAGCACCAUACAUGUCAAGUAAUUUGUUCAAAUUAGAUGAAUGGCUACCAGAAAUUAUGGAACAGCUCAAGUCCAACCCUCAAGAAGUCAUCAAAAAUUUGGAGCAAUUACGCAAGCACUGCAGAUCAUCCCCUAUCUCUUCUCAUACUUUAACAGUGUUGCAACCUUCUACUAUGCGUCUCAGUGUUGUGGGAGACAUAAAAACUCUGCAGGAUCCCAAGAAAAGCUGGUUGGAGCAUUUCCAGAAGAUUCCGUCAUCAACAUUGAGACCGCCACUGUACAGUAGUGAUGUCCUCAGUGCUGAUGGUCUUAAACCAUCUGGUAAAGCAAUUGUGAUGAGCAUGCCCUCAAUUGAGUCCAGCUUUGCUUAUCAUGUUGCCAAAGGGGCUCAGGGUUUCAAUCAUCCAGAUCGACCGGCUUUGGCAGUAGCUGUCAGUCUGCUUAAUUCAAUGGAAAGUCACCUGUGGAAAGCUAUCAGAGGAACAGGUCUUGCGUAUGGCGCUUCCAUGCGGUCAAUCCCAGAAUCUGGGCAUGUUUGUGUCCAGAUUUAUUCCAGUCCUGAUAGCUGGAAGGCUUUUGAGGAAGCUGGUAAAGUAAUGAGUGACUUGAUCAGCAAAAAGCUCAUAUUGGAUGAGCUAUCACUAGAGGCAGCUAAGAGCAGCCUGGCAUACGCUACUGCAGAACUAGAAUCAACCAUGGGUAGUGCGGCAUUCUCAACCUUCACAAACAUGGCACUCAAGGGGAUUGAGAAGGAUGCAUCAAGACAACUCCUAGACAAAACUAAGGAUAUCACCAUUGAUCAAGUUUUGGAAGUGAUAGAGAAAUACUUCCUACCAAUCUUUGAUGCACAAACCUCAGUUGCUGUGGUCACCAGUUCACCUGGCAAGGCAAAAAGUACUGCUGCUAGCCUCAGAAACGCUGGAUAUAGAGUUGAGGAAAGGGACUUGAAUGUUGCAUCACAGUAA